CCUCCCCAGUUGUCACAGGGAAGUGACGACAGGCUGUUAGGGAUAGUCUGCAGUGUUACCGGCUUCAGCUGAGUCUGAUGUUGUCGGUAACAGUGAGGAUGGGUCAGCGGGUGCUAGCGGCCAGGUUACCGGGGAGCGCUGUCAGGGAGCUGCUCUGCAGCCGGAGAGACCCUGCUCCGCUGGGCAAGCUGCUCUCCCGCUCGGGGCCAGGGCCAGGGCCAGGGCCAGGGCCGGCGCUGCACCAGCGUUCGCCCGGGCGCCGCAUCGCCGCAAUAGCGGCGGCUCCUUACAGCAGCAGCAGCAGCAGCAGCGCCGUGGACAUGAGGAGCUACUUAUGGGCGAUGUACAAGGAGACCAAGAAAGUCAGCGAAGACCUGACCUUUACAGGAAGAUUGAAUUUUCUAAAUCCGGAUGGAAUAUUUGCUAACAACGAGGUCUGUCUCUCGGACAUUGAGAUUUAUGGCUUUGACUAUGACUAUACACUAGCCUUUUACUCCAGCAACUUGCACACGCUCAUCUUCAAUGCAGCACGGGAAAUUCUCAUCCAGCAGCAUAAAUAUCCUGAAGACCUGAGGAAGUAUGAUUACAAUCCCAACUUUGUGAUACGUGGACUUCAUUACGAUGUACAAAAGGGAAUAGUGAUGAAGAUUGAUGCCUUUCACUACAUUCAACUGGGAACCACAUACAGGGGACUCAGUCCAGUUCCAGACGAACAAAUCAUCGAAAUGUAUGAAGGGACCCAUGUUCCUCUGGAGCACAUGAGUGAUUUCUAUGGCAAGAGUUCUCAUGGCUUCACAAUGAAACAAUUCAUGGACAUAUUUUCACUGCCAGAGCUGACUCUGCUUUCCUGUGUCAAUGACUAUUUUAUCAAGCAGAACAUCGACUUUGAGCCAGUUUAUCUUUACAAGGAUGUUAAGGAGGUAAUCCGAGAUGUCCACGUUAAAGGAAUAUUGUAUGGAGCAGUUGAACAAGAUAUUGAUAAAUACAUAUCUCAUGAGGAGAAAACCAGUGCUGUUUUGGGAAGAUUGAUUGACAGUGGCAAGAAACUUUUCCUAAUAACAAACAGCCCUUUCAGUUUUGUUGAUAAAGGAAUGCAGUACAUGGUCGGCAAAGAUUGGCGAGACCUAUUUGACAUCAUCAUUGUUCAGGCUGAGAAGCCAGCUUUCUUCAACGAUAACCGAAGACCAUUCAGGAGAGCAAAUCAGAGAGAUAAAUUGCAUUGGGACAAAAUCAGCAAAUUAGAGAAAGGCAAGAUCUACAAACAGGGCAACCUGUACGAAUUUUUAAAGCUCACUGGAUGGACUGGCUCGAAGGUACUUUAUUUUGGGGAUCACAUUUACAGUGAUCUGGCUGAUCUGACCUUGAAGCAUGGCUGGAGAACAGGUGCAAUUAUUCCAGAGCUGCGAUCAGAGAUUAAAACCAUGAAUACAGACCAGUACAAUCGGGUAGUUGUGUGGUUGCAGGGUCUCACUGGGCUGCUUGAACGCAUGCAGAUUUACGAAGAUGCAGAGUCACGGAUGGUGCUACAAGAAUGGAUCAAGGAGAGGAAUGAGUUACGGGAAAUGACCAAGACCAUCUUUAACCCCCAGUUUGGGAGCAUUUUUAGAACCCACCAUAAUCCCACCUAUUUCUCCCGACGGCUCUCUCGUUUCGCUGAUAUAUACAUGGCAUCCCUGAGCUGCAUCUUGAGCUACAACCUGCACAACACAUUCUACCCUCGGAGAACGCCACUGCAGCAUGAAGCCUCACUCUGGUCAGACCAGAUUGGUGCCAGCCCAUCCAAGUCCCCCUAUAUCGAGGGGUUGGCUCAGAUUAAGUGAUGGCCGCAUGGACCCUUCUAACUGAGUCAUAAACUUCAGCCCAACACAAAACAGUUCAGAACUUUGCUUUAGUUAUUUUUGUGAGUCUCUCAUUGUAUCUGGGCUUUCAGUGGCUGUAGCGCUAAGCUACUGGCUAAACAUCGCUAGAGUGUGGUCAACUAGGCUUUCGUGUUGUUUUCCACAACGAGAGGGCAAAUCGUCGCCAAAAUGUCUCUUCCCACAGAGCGAUAACAUACUGUCUGUGGUUUUUGGUUGCCUGGGUAACACCAUGGCACGCAUUUGUGUGACGUGAUGAUGGGAGUGAAAGUGCUCACAGCCUCAAUAUUUGUUGAGAUACAGGCAAAGUCUAGCUGAUACAGACGAGAGAGAGGAGUAGAAAGAUUGGGGUUUGGAAGUGAAGAUUCCCUGGAUUCACUUGGCCCAGAACUCCUCUCUGAGUUCACUAGAUGUGCUUGUAAAGCAGAUUGCUAAGUGUUAGUACUGUGGGAGAAUUGAGGUUACUUAAUAUUUACAGCCAGGAAGUGUGCUUUAUUAUGAAAUGUUUCUGUAAACGUAAAGUAAAUACAUAGAGACUGACUUAAGGUUAGAACAUGCGCAAAAUGUACUUGCAAUAUUAACUCUGCUGUCUCUCUAAAGCGUGCUAGUCGUAGAUUAGCAAGUGCAGUAUUGGCAAAUCCCUUAUAAGGACAUCUUUGCCAACUCCGAGUUAGUCAGUAUUGAUAGAAUCAUUCCUGUCUUACAUCUGUGUGUUUUGUAUAUUAUUGGCUUGAUCUGUUCUGUAAGUCACAAGCUGUAUUUAUAUGUGAUAAAUGUUGUUCAAUAGGUUUCUGAAGCAAAUGCAUAAAAUGAUAAUUAGCAUCUAAGAGAACGGAUUGCCCACCGCUGAGAGAAAUGGUCAAAUAGGUGGCAUUUAAAAGUGAGGAGGGCAGUGAUAGGUGAAGGAGAUUAGGGAAGGGAAGGUCCCGACACUGGAAACUGUGUUGCUGAGUAGAGCUUGCUGGGAAGUUGAUGGGAUACGCACAGAGUUAGAGUCAGAGAGCAAGCUGAUGUGAAGUGCUGGCUUGAAAAUCAUUAACAUCUUGACAUUAGCCGUGUAAGACCUUGCAUUUGGUCAUUCUGUGGCCCGAUUGCUGAAACAUUUGCCACUGAUUUUCGAAUGUGGCUCCUCGUGUUAUCCCUUUAGUAUCAAGCUUUAUGCUGUGCAUAGUAUUCCUUCAGAAAUACACUUGAACAUAAUGUUUUAUUUACACUGUUACUGAUCUGGAGUGAGUAUUAAAAUAUAAUUGCAUCAUUACCAUCUACAGAAAUGUUUUGCAAAU
This is a messenger RNA of Chiloscyllium plagiosum (whitespotted bambooshark), 3139 nucleotides long. RefSeq names its product 5'-nucleotidase domain containing 3 (gene nt5dc3). The record is from RefSeq and is a predicted model, not a curated record. Lineage: Eukaryota; Metazoa; Chordata; Chondrichthyes; Orectolobiformes; Hemiscylliidae. Gene Ontology annotation, molecular function: 5'-nucleotidase activity.